Penaeus indicus is the source of this 1346-nucleotide messenger RNA. Its product is annotated as protein odd-skipped-like. The transcript has 2 exons. The record is from RefSeq and is a predicted model, not a curated record. Bases 258 to 716 code for a protein of 152 amino acids. Gene Ontology annotation, biological process: regulation of transcription by RNA polymerase II; embryo development. Gene Ontology annotation, molecular function: RNA polymerase II transcription regulatory region sequence-specific DNA binding; DNA-binding transcription factor activity, RNA polymerase II-specific. Gene Ontology annotation, cellular component: nucleus. NCBI's taxonomy places the organism in Eukaryota, Metazoa, Arthropoda, Malacostraca, Decapoda, Penaeidae.
GAUUACGUAACUCCGCCUCGCCCUGCUCCGCCCGGACUCGUGUGCCACCGUGCGGCCAUCACGUGCCGGGGCCUUCGCGUGCACCAGUGGCAACCACGUCACCCUCCCUAAGUGCCAGCAUCUUGCAAACGCCACGCUAGAGUAUGCUGGAGACACUGUCCACGGAAGGAUUUAGGGAGAAGGUUCAGUUGCACUGUCUAUUGUGAAUCACGAUGCCACAGGCGCUCACUUGAGCAGCUUUUGGUCACUUGCUCAGCAUGCCUUCUCUUGACUUGAUGCACUGCUGCGAUGAAUGCUGCGGGGAUGAGGACGCGCACCUGGAGUGUGACGCCGCCUGCCCUUCCAAAUCGCGCCCCAGCAUCCAACUGCCUCGGAGCUUCGCUUCCCUGAACGCCCUAGCACAGACUCUGCCUCCUCCCGGGCCUUCCCCUGCGUCAGGCAACGCAGUCCCUCGUGCCAGCGUGACUGUGGGCGUGAUGGUGGGCGCCAUGGCUGUGGUGGAGGGCGGCCGCGUGUGUCGGCGGACGAAGCGCGAGGGCGGGAGAUCAUACGUGUGUCGCGUGUGUGAGCGGAGAUUCCCGCGGGCGUACCUCCUGCUGGUGCACGAGAGAACUCACACGCCCCUCACCUGCCCCGUCUGCGGCAGGACCUUCAGGCGCUCGGAACACCUCAGGAUGCACAGAGAGACACACGGCGGGAGCAAGAGGACCACAUAAGCAAAGCCGACGUGCCUGCGUGUCUGCGUGCCUCCCUGCCGCCCACAAAGCCGCCCAGGCUAAGCACUCGCCGCCCAUAAGCCGCCUCGUCUCCCCAGGCGGCGGGGAUACACACUCACACGUCCCUUCGCCGCCUAAACUCAGCCAUAGAGAAUUUCCAUAAUCUACUCACGUCUCGACCGCCUCAACCCUCUCAACCCCUGAACCCCCCUUGAACCCCCCUUGAACCUCCCCUCCCCCCUCCCUCCUCCCCUCAAGCCCGCCGCCACACUCGCCAAAUCUCUGCCCUAUCCCGAGAGCCGCUCCCUCGCGUUAAGUCCUCGUCGUUCGCGGUGUCAAGGGAGUAAUGUGAUUUAUUACGUCGGCGACUCACUCAUCUUCAUCGCAUAGAGCUCAGGAUGCAAGUAUGCGUGAGUUAUGGGGGAAAUGCCCGCCGCGAUGGCAGCCCGUGGAGUGUGUAUUUAUCACAUCUCUUUAGAAGAAAAAAUUAGGAGAAAAAAAGAUCUUGUACAUAACUACGUAGAAAUCCGAAUGAUAAAAAAAAAUAUAUAUAUAUUGUCCGUCGUCGACAACCUCAGUUCCCCUCGCGACAAAUCGCUUAAUAACCGUGUCCGUUUCCCUUUUUAACCC